CACUACUAGCGCUGUGUCUGGGAAACACCCUGAGCCACGGUGUGUGUGUGUGUGUGUGUGUGUGUGGGCAACACGGAGGGGGUCUUGGAUGCUGGAGCAUGAGAUAAACACUGCAUAUAUCCUGAGCCGGAAGCUUCUCAGCGGUCAUGUUUGCCUCGCUAUCUUUCCCCGCAUGUAUCCUGUGUGCUGGUUGGUGUUGAGAGGAACCGAGCUGCUGCCGCUUGGCUUCCCGUCGCCAGGCUGAGAGUGAGGAUGCUGUGGCGAGCCGCGUGUGUGUGUGUGUGUGUGUGACCCAGACCACCGUGUCUAACCAAGCUUAACGACAAUCCCGAGUCCGUGCAUGUAGGCGAAAAAUAAAACAAAGGGCCCCCCCUCGAAUGGUCUCGAAUCGCCAUGUUUUUGUGACUCGGGCGCUGAGCAGAGGCGUGAUGAAGGCACUGAGGACGAGCAGCUUCCUGAGGCGACUGUGUGUCUGCGCCGGACUCAUCGCCCUCAGCUGGCUUCUCCGCGUAACAGAUCCCCCGGGUGUUACAGAUUUUGAUCCAGUUUGGCCUAAACGACAACUGACUCAGCAGAGUGGAGAGUCGAAUGAAACAUCCAGCAAACCCCGAGCUGCGAUCAAUGAAUUUCCUAAAGAUGUCUUCACUAAGGAGCAGAGAAGGCAUGGGGCGCUACUGCUGCAUGUCCUCUGCGCUGUUUACAUGUUCUACGCUCUUGCCAUUGUCUGCGACGUGUACUUUGUGCCAUCUCUGGAAAAGAUCUGCGAGAAACUUCAUCUGAGCGAGGAUGUUGCCGGAGCCACCUUCAUGGCAGCAGGAAGUUCUGCUCCAGAGCUCUUUACCUCAUUGAUUGGUGUGUUCAUCACUAAGGGAGAUGUGGGAGUUGGCACCAUUGUGGGUUCUGCGGUCUUUAAUAUCCUGGUUAUCAUUGGAGUGUGUGGCAUAUUUGGUGGACAGACAAUCACACUCACUUGGUGGCCUCUCUUCCGGGACUCUGUUUACUACAUCAUCUCAGUCCUGGCUUUAAUUCUGAUCAUUUAUGAUGAGAAAGUUCACUGGUGGGAGGCUAUAGUCCUUAUAUUGAUGUAUGGAAUUUACAUCCUUAUCAUGAAGUUUAAUAGUCAGAUCUGGGGCUGGGUGGAACUUAGGUGUGGUAUACCUGGCCAGCCAUGCUUGGUGAGCAGCAUACGGCAAGAUGUAGCAGCGGAAGAAGCUAGCACACACUGUGACACUUCCAUGAUCCUGAUGACGAAAGGUCGGUGUGUGAGUGAACAGGACUCAGCCGUGGUGAUGGUGGAUGAGCUGAUGAGUCUGCAUCCUCACCAGUUCUUCGUAUCCGAGAGGCAAAGGUUGAUUAUUGGCCGGGGCUCAGGAGAAGGUGGCAGUGGGUCAGGAGAAAUUUCUGGUCAGGAGAGCCCGGGGAUGGAGGGAGCACCUUGGGGACUUGAAAAUGGUGACAACAUGGACUGCGAAACCGAACCGCUAGAAGAGACAAGGGUGAGGGGCAAGGGGGGAACAACGGAGAGAGAAGAAGAAAUGGGGGACACACAGCCCAAAGAUACAGAGGAGGAUGAAGAGGCAGAGGAAGAACAACCCUUCAAUCCUCUGAUUGUGCCAGGAGGGUGUUAUGAACGUGUGAAAUGGUUGCUCUCGUGGCCUUUAAGCUGUCUGCUUUAUCACACUGUGCCCAACUGUUUGCUGCCACAGUGGGAGCGCUGGUUCAUGGUCACUUUUGUGGUCUCCACACUCUGGAUUGCUGUUUUCUCCUACCUCAUGGUGUGGAUGGUCACCAUCAUCAGUUUCACACUGGACAUCCCAGAUGUGAUCAUGGGCAUCACGUUUUUAGCAGCCGGCACAAGCGUCCCAGACUGCAUGGCUAGUCUUAUAGUUGCCAGGCAAGGUAUGGGGGACAUGGCUGUGUCCAACUCAAUAGGUAGUAAUAUUUUUGACAUUCUGUUGGGUCUUGGCUUCCCGUGGGCUCUACGUACACUCAUGGUGGAUUACGGAUCAACGAUCUUUAUUAACAGCAGGGGACUCGUGUAUUCAGUUAUUUUACUGUUUGCUUCCGUGAUUCUCACUGUUCUCUGUAUACAUCUGAAUCGCUGGAGACUCGACCGGAGGUUAGGCCUGGGUCUUAUGGUCUUGUAUGCCAUCUUCCUUUUCUGCUCGAUCUGCUUUGAGAAGCUGUAGGUCACUUUAUUUGGAGUAAUUCGCUAAUGUUUUUUUCAUGAAGAAUCAUUACAUUACUGUAAUUAUUGCAUCAGAGGCAUAAGGAGCAGGUCCUGUGUGGGUCAAUCAGGGAUUGGGGAAUAAUAAGGUGUUAUUCCACACUGUAUUAUUAAAACUGCUGAUAAGAAGUAUUGAUACACCUGGAAAGCUAAUUCUUGCAUGCAAUUUACACCCCGCAAUGUCAUUGUAAAGAGGUCCGCUUGAAAUUUUAAAUAUAAAAUUAUAUUUGGCGACUAUUGCAAAAAUGUCAAUACUAGUAAAAAAAAAUUAAUUCCUCAUUUAGACACUGGGUGCCAGUAAACCUAAAUCUAUAACUGUGUGACUUUGCUAUAUUUAAAGGUUUAUUCAAAGGGCCUACAUUACUCGUACAAAGUAUUUUGAUAAACAACAUACAGCACCAAAGAAACAAAAAUUAAAAGUGAAAAGAAAGUCAUAAAAGCAGGUUUUUUUUUAUAUAACCAAGAGAGGAAGAUGACUCUGAAAUCAACUGCUCUGAAAUAAUAUGACCAGCAGAUGAAAUCUGUAAAAUAUGAAUUUACAGAGCACCUCUUAAGCAGACACUUUAAGCUUGAUAAGGGAAAUAAAACUUUCUUUGGCCCCAAUAUAAACCCCAGUAAGACUGCACACUGUUGGUAUACUGUAGGUACACUGCUAAACACAACAUUGUUUCAUAACUACAUUUCUGUAAAUUUUUUGGAACUGGCCAUUACAUUAGAUUGAGUCCUGCAAUGUGUGUUUUAAUACUUAAAAGAUAUCGAAAAUGUUUUCUUUCUUUUGUGACAGUUUGAGCAGGAAUUUAAAAGCUGUAAUAAAAAGUUAUGAUUAUGAAACAGGUUUAACGUAAAAGUUUCUGAAUGACGCCACAGGAUAUAAUGUUUACAAAACACAAGUCACCUCUUGUAAUUGUACAUUUUCUACUUAAAAAUUUCUAAAAUUAUGUAGUAAUUAUGAGCAAAGCAACAAAACAAUUCUAAACUACAUUUUGUUUCGAAAAAAGUCAAAUGAUUGUGUAUGUAUGAUCCAAUUGUUUUUUCUUUUUUUCUUUUGGAAAGGUAUUUCUUUAAAGUAUAAAAAAAACCCACAAUGCUUCAGUAUAUAGAUGUUUGACUCAUUAACUAAAACAAAAUAUUAAAAAUUUCUACAGUUUAUUUUAUUUCAUGCAAAUUUAGACACAUUUUACUGCACGUUUUAUACUUAAAUACUGUUCUGUAUGUUGGAAUUCACCUUAUGUUUUAUUUUUUAUUUAAAUUCAUAAAAUCAGUAGAUAGAAAAGAUCUUUGCAGAGAUUUGAAAUAAAAGCCUAAAUAAAUCUAAAAAGUAAAUACAUCAUUUGAUGAUUUAUC
Clarias gariepinus (North African catfish) is the source of this 3571-nucleotide messenger RNA. RefSeq names its product solute carrier family 24 member 6a (gene slc24a6a). Gene Ontology annotation, molecular function: calcium, potassium:sodium antiporter activity; calcium channel activity. Gene Ontology annotation, cellular component: membrane. The transcript is spliced from 17 exons. The record is from RefSeq and is a predicted model, not a curated record. NCBI's taxonomy places the organism in Eukaryota, Metazoa, Chordata, Actinopteri, Siluriformes, Clariidae. Bases 378 to 2189 code for a protein of 603 amino acids. Gene Ontology annotation, biological process: intracellular calcium ion homeostasis; calcium ion transmembrane transport.